Molecule: messenger RNA, 1491 nt
Organism: Somion occarium
Lineage: Eukaryota; Fungi; Basidiomycota; Agaricomycetes; Polyporales; Cerrenaceae
Source: the annotation of a GenBank genome assembly
AGUGCUAGUAAACACUUUCACUGAGCAGAUACCAGCGACAUGCACCCCCGGAAUGUAUUUCGUGUGCCAUUGAAUUUCUCUGACUUGUCAGAAGCAUAUCCUGCUCUGCAGCCAUACAUUAUACAACUACCCUCAAAGGGGCCUACCAUCAAUUUCCAAGAUAUCGCCGCGCAAAGGCGAUUGACCGAAGCAUUGCUUCAUAAACAAUUCAAAUUGUCUGUAUCUCUUCCGGAGAAUCGACUAUGUCCACCUGUUCCGAACAGGCUCAAUUAUGUGCUUUGGAUUGAGGACAUACUCGCAGCCAGUUCAUUUGUAUCAGAGGACUCAAGACCUGUAAGGGGUAUCGAUAUCGGAACUGGUGCUUCAGCCAUAUAUCCUCUUCUUGGCUGUCGCACGAACGCUACAUGGAUGUUUGUUGCUACAGAUAUUGACGAACUCUCACUAAAAUACGCCAAGAUGAAUAUCGAGAACAACAACCUGAGCGAUCGGAUCACCCUUGUAAAGUCGGAUCCAUCUGGACCAAUUCUACCUAUUUCUUCAAAAGAUGACAUCGUCUACGACUUCAUCAUGUGCAAUCCUCCUUUCUACAGUGACCGAGAAGAAGUGCUGCGUUCAGCAGAGGCCAAAGAAUUUGAGCCCAAUGCCGUUUGUACGGGUGCCGACGUCGAGAUGAUUACACCGGGAGGUGAAUCGGCCUUUGUUUGCCGCAUGGUGAAUGAAAGCAUCGAGCAUGGCGUAAAAUGCAGAUGGUACACAUCUAUGUUGGGCAAGAUGUCAUCUCUGAACGAUGUGGUAAAGGCGUUGCGUGACAAGAAGAUCGAGAAUUAUGCGAUUACUGAGUUUGUUCAAGGACAGACGCGACGUUGGGCUAUUGCAUGGUCCUUCACAGAUGUUCAUCUGCCGGACUCCAUCGCUCGCAUAACCAAUCCCAGCUUACAAGGCAUAAUGCCACCGAGGAACUCCCUCACGCAUGCAUGCCGUAAGGUUAUACCACCUGAAAGACUAAGGAGCAUUCUUUGGGGAAUUAUCAAGCCCAUUGACGGAGUGACAGUUAAUGAAGGAAGCAGUCAUAGGAUGGAAUCUGAAAGUUCCACGAGCAACCUUGUCAUCCAAGCAACCGCGGAUACAUGGUCGAGAGCAGCAAGGAGGAAGAAGUUGAUAUCGUCUCAUCCAGUAGUCCCAAUGGAUGUGGACAAGGUUGAUGCACUUGCGAUCCAGCUGAUCUGUCGAGUUGAAAUUCCAGACAACCCAGGAAUACAUCAUCGAGGCCGAGACGAAUCUCAUGUAGUUUUCCAUUGGAUGAAAGGACGCAACCGACUGCUGUUCGAGAGCUUUGCGAGCCAUGUCGGUAGGAAGAUAGACACAGCUAUAGUAGCGAUAGAUGAAGAGGAGCCAAUGAGCAUAGCUUGAUUGAACACAACAUGUUCUAGCCUCUCGGUAUGUCGGCGGUUUCGAGGGUGAAACACUGCAUGUAAUAUGAGGUUUGCAUUC